UUUGUCAAUUGUCAGUGCAAUUUUACAGCGUCAGUGGUCAAAGAUCAAGGAUUUUUAUUAACAAAUUCACCCAGAAUCGCCUAUUGACAGUUUAGUACAGUUCUCGUCGAAAUAAAGUGAAAGGUGCUCCGUAACCCCUUCGAAAUGACGACUCAAUACAGCUUCGCCGACGUUAAAAAACACAACGACAACCAAAGCACUUGGAUCGUCAUUCACAACAACGUGUACGAUGUCACGGAAUUCCUCAACGAGCAUCCGGGCGGCGAAGAAGUGCUUUUGGAGCAGGCUGGGAAAGACGGAAGUGAGGCUUUCGAAGAUGUAGGUCAUUCCAGUGACGCACGUGAACUCAUGCAAAAGUACAAAAUCGGCGAACUCAUUGAAGCGGAAAGGAAACCGGUCAAAGAAAAAAAUGUCGAUUGGUCUAGCAGCUCAUCCCAGUCGUCUUCGUCACAAAGCUCGUUCAAGUCGUGGAUUUUGCCCGUCACUCUCGGUCUAUUGGCAACGAUAAUCUACCGCAUCUACUUCCAAUCACACUAAGACUAAACCGCCAUUGGAUUGUAUUAAGUAAAAUGCAUUUAUGGUUUUAGGGUUUAGUUGAAAUUCGUAAAUUAAAUUAAAUUGGGUUUUAUUGUUACUUUGAUUUUAAUUAAGUUAGUUAUUGUUAAGUGUCACAUUUUCCGAGAGAGACUUGAAUCCAAUGGAAGACUUUUGAUAAGGCUAAGAACGUAAAUUAGUGUUACAUCAUUUAAGUAUGUUGAUUAUGAAGAAGAUAUAUAUGUAAGAGUUUGUUUGGAUAAAUAAAACACACUUUACAAUAAUAA
Messenger RNA from Tribolium castaneum (red flour beetle), 821 nucleotides. RefSeq names its product cytochrome b5 (gene Cyt-b5). Bases 145 to 537 code for a protein of 130 amino acids. Lineage: Eukaryota; Metazoa; Arthropoda; Insecta; Coleoptera; Tenebrionidae. The transcript is spliced from 3 exons. Gene Ontology annotation, molecular function: heme binding. Gene Ontology annotation, cellular component: membrane; intracellular membrane-bounded organelle. The record is from RefSeq and is a predicted model, not a curated record.